Saprolegnia parasitica CBS 223.65 is the source of this 1208-nucleotide messenger RNA. RefSeq lists its product as hypothetical. NCBI's taxonomy places the organism in Eukaryota, Oomycota, Saprolegniomycetes, Saprolegniales, Saprolegniaceae. The transcript has 4 exons. The record is from RefSeq and is a predicted model, not a curated record. The coding region runs from base 1 to 1176 and encodes 391 amino acids.
AUGCCCCGCGCCAAGGCCGGUCGCCGCAACACGCUCGCCAAGGAGGCCUCGUGCAACGAGGUGCAGCAGGCAAGCCCGACCAAGCCCAGCGCUCUUCGGCGGCCGCGCGGCGAUCUCGCGCACGAAAUGCAGGCCAUGAGCCUUGCGUCCGAGGCCAAGAGCCGGAGGCGGCAAUGCCACUUGGUGGUGCUCGCCACCGAAGCCAAGGCCGGCGUGGUCAAGAUCGCGUACGCAGACGCUAGCUCGUACCGUGGCCAAGUCCUUCCUGGCUCUAGCCCGCCACAGCGUCACGGCAAAGGCACGUUUGAAGCCCACGACGGCGACGUGCUCGAGGGCUCCUGGAAGGACGACCGGCUGCACGGCUUUGGCACGCGCAUCUUCUCGCGCACGGGUGACCGCCACGAAGGUAUGUACUACAAGGACAAGCGCCAUGGCCGAGGCACAUACCUCUGGAGCAACGGCGACAAAUUCGUCGGUGAGUUCUACAACGGACGGAUGCACGGGCCGGGCAUCUUGAUCGCGGCCAACGGCGACACCUUUGAAGGCGAGUGGACCAAGGGUGCGGUCGCCUCCGGUGUGCUCACGUCGGCCAGCGGCGAUGUCCUCGCGGGCCACGACCAUGCCUCCUCUGCCUGGCACGACGGGCGCUUCACCGGCGUCGGUCGCAAGCUCUUCCGCAACGGCGAUUCGUAUCUCGGGUCGUUCGUCGCGAGCGUCCUCUCUGGCCUUGGCACCUACACGUGGGCGAAUGGAGAUGUGUACCAAGGCGAGAUGACCGCCAACAAGAUGCAUGGGCGCGGUGCGGUAUCGUACGCGGGCGGGCGCUACGACGGCGCGUUCGCUCGCGGCGUGUACCACGGGUAUGGUCGACGCACGUAUGCGUCCGGAGCCGUCUACGAAGGCCACUUUGAGCACGGCGCCCGGCACGGAUUUGGCAAGUACCAAUGGAUCGACGGCGAGGUGUACCAAGGCGAAUGGGCCCACGACCGGCCGCAUGGCAUCGGCGUCUGGUCCAGCGACGACCGCUUCUUCCAUGGUGGCUGGCGCCGCGGCGUGCCGCACGGACCGGGCGCCUACGUCGACCAAGUGACAAAAGAAGCGACGUACGCCGAGUUCUCGCUCGGCACGAGUGCAGACGGCCGCCUUGUUAUACCCGAGCUCCUUCUCGACGCAUAAUGUGGUCUCUGAAAGAGUGUAUGUGGCAGUCG